Messenger RNA from Drosophila obscura, 526 nucleotides. RefSeq lists its product as uncharacterized. The record is from RefSeq and is a predicted model, not a curated record. The transcript has a single exon. The coding region runs from base 164 to 526 and encodes 120 amino acids. NCBI's taxonomy places the organism in Eukaryota, Metazoa, Arthropoda, Insecta, Diptera, Drosophilidae.
AAGAUGUCUAACCACUUUGCAAUUCAUAUAUAUUCUUUUUAACGUUUACGAAGAAAACUGAACAAAAUAUCUUCGAGUUGGAAAAUAUAUUUUAGUAUUAUAAUAUCUUUUGUCUGUAGCUUUCAUAAAGGUUGCAGAAUGAAGCGUUUGCAAUUUUAAAUGGAUGAGCAUGUCUGUAAAUAGGCCCCAGCACUGUGAUCUUAAACAUAAAUCUAACUGCUGUAAUCAACUCGGAAAUAUAAAAAUAAAAGAACGUUUGGAUCACACAGAAAGUGAUGCGACGCAUCCAAUUUUACGCGUUGAUUACAGCCUACAAGGCCAGCUGGUUCAGUGCUUGACGUGCUGUGAGAAAUUUAAGUACAACACUUUUAGUGACAUUUGUUCACAUUACACGUUUUACCACAGUCAGAAUCAAGGAGGUUGUGCCAAGUGUUUAUACUGCUUACGCGACGUCCAUUAUUAUUUACGUGCCGAGAAAGUGCAUCCAGAAGCCUUUCACUAUUGUUCACCCCGGAAGCAAAAUUAA